AGCACUAAACCCAAAUAAAAAAUUGUUAAUAGUCAAUAAUAAACAAUAGUAUGAAUGAAUUCAAAAUAUGAAGCGUUGGCUAUGAAUCAAUCAAAUGAUUCUGAUUCUUUUUUUUUUCUGUGAUAAUACAAAUAAAUUAUAAAAUUCUCCAUUCAUAAUAUUCUUCUCAUUUUUCAGCCUCAAUAAUUCUUUCAACUGUCUCACCAAAAUUCAAUUUUUAAGUUGCAAAAACCCAGAAAAUGAACAUUCUUGAUGACCCACCUGUUGUUUUUCUACAUUUUGUUCAUUAGGAACAAAUUGAAGAACAAAGUUUGUGUCUUUUUGACAGUUUAUCUUCAAGUGGUUGGAGGAAACUGUUUUUCAGUUUCUGGGUAUUUUUGGUUUCAAAUCUUUGUAGUGUUUUUUUGUUGUAUAGAUCUGAGUUAAUGGAACCCCCUUCUGGAUUUUGUGCUUCACUGUUGAGCUUUAUCCAUUUUCUUCCUUUCUUCAUUGGUCUUCUUCUUUUAGGAACCAUCAAAGGCCUCAUUCUCUUCCCAUUGACAUGCUUAAUAAUGACAAUUGGGAACUCUGCUAUCAUAAUUGGACUCUGGCCAGCACAUGUCAUUUGGACUUAUUACUGUGUUCUGAGAGCUAAACAAUUUGGACCUCUUCUGAAGCUUGUUAUCUGCGUAUGUGUACUCCCAGUGCUGUUGAUUUCAUGGCCAAUGGUCGGUAUCGUUGGAAGUAUUGUAGGUGGAGCAGCCUAUGGAUUGCUUAAACCGAUAUUUGCUACUAUUGAAGCUGUGGAGGAAGGAAAAGAUGACAAACUUUAUCACUGCUUUGCUGAUGGAACUUGGAGCACUAUAGAAAGGAGCUUCAUGGUUGUCCGGGACUUAAAAGAUGUUUGCUUUCUUUCUUACUUCUCGGUUAUGGAUGACCUGCGACAAAACGGACCUCCUAAUAAAUACUAUGAAAUCAGGCUGCUGUAUCUUCCUGGUGCUUUUCUAGCCGCAGUUAUUGGAAUGUUAGUUGAUGUGCCAGUAAUAUCAUUUAUUGCCCUAUGCAAAGGACCUUACAUGCUUUUCAAAGGGUGGCACAGAUUGUUUCAUGACCUCGUUGGUCGUGAAGGCCCUUUCUUGGAGACAAUAUGUGUACCUUUUGCAGGUCUUGCUAUCCUUCUGUGGCCAUUGGCUGUUGCUGGGGCUGUUUUGGCAUCCAUUUUAGCAAGUUAUUUUCUCGGUGCAUAUGCUGGGGUUGUUGCUUAUCAGGAAUCUUCAUUCAAAUUUGGCCUUCGUUAUGUUAUUGCAGCUUUGGCCCUCUAUGAUGAAUACAGCAAUGAUAUUCUCGACAUGCCAGAAGGAACCUGCUUCCCUAGGCCUCAGUACCGGAAAAAUAUGGAUUCAUCAGUAAGAGCUUCUGGCUCAGUUUCCGUUUCAAGACCUAACUCAAUCCGAAGGGCUCCCUCUCGCUCAUCUUCAAUAAAAAAUAAUAUUGUUGAGUUGAAAUCACUUGAGCUGUUGGACGGUUUAUUCAAGGAAUGUUGGAUUGUAGGAGAAAAAAUGAUUUCUGAAGGUCUAAUUACCGGAAAAGACAUAGAAGAAGCGAAAUCUGGUAAAGGGAGUAAUGUUAUUAGUAUUGGGUUGCCUGCAUAUUGCCUACUCCAAGGACUUUUGCGCUCCGCUAAAGUCAAUUCCAUGGGUAUAUUGAUAAAUGAUGAUACUGAGCUAACUCUCUCAAACAGACCAAGGGAGAAAUUUUUUGAAUGGUUCCUGAAUCCCCUUUUGAUCAUUAAAGAUCAAAUUAAAGCUGAAAAUCUAUCUGCCUCGGAAGAGGACUACCUCUGCAAAUUAGUUCUCUUGAGUGGUGAUGCAGAGAGAUUGAAAAUAUCAGGUGUUGGCCCGGCUCCGGAAUCUGAGGUCAAGCGUGCUGAAAUUGAGGCAUUGGCUAGAAGGCUGCAAGGACUCACCAAAUCCAUGACAAGGUUCCCGACCUUCAAGCGCCGUUUUGAUGAUCUUGUAAAGACAUUAUAUGAAGAUCAUGCUGAGAAGCACGGACCGCCACAACCAACAAUGAAUCGAUCAAAGAGUGCCUUUGGUCGGUUGAUUAGUUUGAAAUCUGUCAGGGGGGCAAGAACUUAUGGAUCUAGUCAAGGGUCACAACAUAUUGUACGAGAUGAAGAAAAUUCUUGAUACGGAUACCUUGUAUAUUUGUAACUCAAAAGAUACAAAAUUUCUCGAAACAUCGUUGCCAAAUUUCUUGGUCCAACAACCAAAAUCGAAAAUUUGUCUCCUUAGGUUUGGUUGUUAUUGUUGUUGUAUACAAAAUAUCAUGUCAUAGGUGAUUUGUUCAUUCUCUUUUGAUCAUUGUAUUUGAUGAUAACUCUAAUAUCUGACCAUGUUUUUUGCUAUGUACACUUGUUAAUUAUUGAUACUGAAAAAUGAACUGAAAUGUAAACAUGUUUGAGCAAAAUGAAUUAUAACAUUCUCAUCAA
Messenger RNA from Trifolium pratense (red clover), 2470 nucleotides. RefSeq lists its product as uncharacterized. NCBI's taxonomy places the organism in Eukaryota, Viridiplantae, Streptophyta, Magnoliopsida, Fabales, Fabaceae. The transcript is spliced from 10 exons. The coding region runs from base 426 to 2168 and encodes 580 amino acids. The record is from RefSeq and is a predicted model, not a curated record.